Messenger RNA from Gorilla gorilla gorilla (western lowland gorilla), 4177 nucleotides. RefSeq names its product synaptotagmin like 4 (gene SYTL4). Gene Ontology annotation, molecular function: phospholipid binding; small GTPase binding; neurexin family protein binding. Lineage: Eukaryota; Metazoa; Chordata; Mammalia; Primates; Hominidae. Bases 620 to 2641 code for a protein of 673 amino acids. Gene Ontology annotation, cellular component: plasma membrane; exocytic vesicle. The transcript is spliced from 21 exons. The record is from RefSeq and is a predicted model, not a curated record. Gene Ontology annotation, biological process: intracellular protein transport; exocytosis.
GGAAAGUUGCAGCUUUUUCCGCCUCCCGGGAGGGUGAGAAGGGCCGGCUGCCGGAGCUGGGUUGCGAUCUUUCCGGAGCCGGAGACCCUCCCUCGAAACCGGCACUGGGACUUCUCGAUCUCUGGAGGCACCUGUUGCAAGUGACAGCGCUCGGCCGUCGAGCGGGGUCGCUAACCCGCACUCUCUUCGGACCUCCGACAUCGCGGCUUCUCUGGCGUUGGCCAGUCAGCCACAGAGUUUCCCUCUUGUUGCCCAGGCUGGAGUAUAGUGGCACGAUCUCGGCUCACUGCAACCACCACCUCCCUGGUUCAAGCUAUUCUCCUGCCUCGGCCUCCCAAGUAGCUGGGAUUACAGGUGCCUGCCACCACACCCGGGGAACUAGUAAAAAAAGAAAAAGAAAAAGAAAAAAUAAAGUGAAAGAGGCGUGUUGUCUAGUUUCAAAGAAGAGGAGAGAAGAGACUGAGUCGCCCUAUGUUGCCCAGGCUGGUCUUGAACUCCUAGGCUCAAGAGAUCCUCCUGCCUCAGCCUCCCAAAGUGCUGGGAUUACAGGCAACUCUGGUAGCUCUCCUUGUCUGGUUGUUUUGAAGAAAGAAGAGUAGAAGAAAAAGUUGAGUAAAUCAUGUCGGAGUUACUGGACCUUUCUUUUCUGUCUGAGGAGGAAAAGGAUUUGAUUCUCGGUGUUCUACAGCGAGAUGAGGAGGUCCGGAAAGCAGAUGAGAAAAGGAUUAGGCGACUAAAGAAUGAGUUACUGGAGAUAAAAAGGAAAGGGGCCAAGAGGGGCAGCCAACACUACAGUGAUCGGACCUGUGCCCGGUGCCAGGAGAGCCUGGGCCGUUUGAGUCCCAAAACCAAUACUUGUCGGGGUUGUAAUCACCUGGUGUGUCGGGACUGCCGCAUACAGGAAAGCAAUGGUACCUGGAGGUGCAAGGUGUGCGCCAAGGAAAUAGAGUUGAAGAAAGCAACUGGGGACUGGUUUUAUGACCAGAAAGUGAAUCGCUUUGCUUACCGCACAGGUAGUGAGAUAAUCAGGAUGUCCCUGCGCCACAAACCUGCAGUGAGUAAAAGAGAGACAGUGGGACAGUCCCUCCUUCAUCAGACACAGAUGGGUGACAUCUGGCCAGGAAGAAAGAUCAUUCAGGAGCGGCAGAAGGAGCCCAGUGUGCUAUUUGAAGUGCCAAAGCUGAAAAGUGGAAAGAGUGCAUUGGAAGCUGAGAGUGAGAGUCUGGAUAGCUUCACAGCUGACUCGGAUAGCACCUCCAGGAGAGACUCUCUGGAUAAAUCUGGCCUCUUUCCAGAAUGGAAGAAGAUGUCUGCUCCCAAAUCUCAAGUAGAAAAGGAAACUCAGCCUGGAGGUCAAAAUGUGGUAUUUGUGGAUGAGGGUGAGAUGAUAUUUAAGAAGAACACCAGAAAAAUCCUCAGGCCUUCAGAGUACACUAAAUCUGUGAUAGAUCUUCGCCCAGAAGAUGUGGUACAUGAAAGUGGCUCCUUGGGAGACAGAAGCAAAUCCGUCCCAGGCCUCAAUGUGGAUAUGGAAGAGGAAGAAGAAGAAGAAGAAGAAGACAUUGACCACCUAGUGAAGUUACAUCGCCAGAAGCUAGCCAGAAGCAGCAUGCAAAGUGGCUCCUCCAUGAGUACGAUCGGCAGCAUGAUGAGCAUCUACAGUGAAGCUGGUGAUUUCGGGAACAUCUUUGUGACUGGCAGGAUUGCCUUUUCCCUGAAGUAUGAGCAGCAAACCCAGAGUCUGGUUGUCCAUGUGAAGGAGUGCCAUCAGCUGGCCUAUGCUGAUGAAGCCAAGAAGCGCUCUAACCCAUAUGUGAAGACUUACCUUCUGCCUGACAAGUCCCGCCAAGGAAAAAGAAAAACCAGCAUCAAGCGGGACACUAUUAAUCCACUAUAUGAUGAGACACUGAGGUAUGAGAUCCCAGAAUCUCUCCUGGCCCAGAGGACCCUGCAGUUCUCAGUUUGGCAUCAUGGUCGUUUUGGCAGAAACACUUUCCUUGGAGAGGCAGAGAUCCAGAUGGAUUCCUGGAAGCUUGAUAAGAAACUGGAUCAUUGCCUCCCUUUACAUGGAAAGAUCAGUGCUGAGUCCCCGACUGGCUUGCCAUCACACAAAGGCGAGUUGGUGGUUUCAUUGAAAUACAUCCCAGCCUCCAAACCCCCUGUUGGAGGUGACCGGAAAAAGAGUAAAGGUGGGGAAGGGGGAGAGCUCCAGGUGUGGAUCAAAGAAGCCAAGAACUUGACGGCUGCCAAAGCAGGAGGGACUUCAGACAGCUUUGUCAAGGGAUACCUCCUUCCCAUGAGGAACAAGGCCGGUAAACGUAAAACUCCUGUGAUGAAGAAGACCCUGAAUCCUCACUACAACCAUACAUUUGUCUACAAUGGUGUGAGGCUGGAAGAUCUACAGCAUAUGUGCCUGGAACUGACUGUGUGGGACCGGGAGCCCCUGGCCAGCAAUGACUUCCUGGGAGGGGUCAGGCUGGGUGUUGGCACUGGGAUCAGUAAUGGGGAAGUGGUGGACUGGAUGGACUCGACUGGGGAAGAAGUGAGCCUGUGGCAGAAGAUGCGACAGUACCCAGGGUCUUGGGCAGAAGGGACUCUGCAGCUCCGUUCCUCAAUGGCCAAGCAGAAGCUGGGUUUAUGAGUCCCUGUCCUCUUCUGCAGGUCCAGCCCUGGCGAGGGCAGGUCAGAGGAAGUGAAGAAAUCAAGAGCAAAGAUUUAUAAUUUAAUGUGUAUGUGUGUGUGUGUGUGUGUGUGUGUGUGUGUGUGUGUGUAUGUGUACAAACAUGUAUUUUCUGCAAAUCUCAUUAUGCUGGCUAGAGUGAUGCAGACUUGUUCUCCUUUUUAAAGCAGUCUCAAGAAUAAGCAUUUCUUUAAAAUGUUUCUGUGUAUAAUCUAGUAUAUUUUCAGAGUCCAUUUUUUCUUAUGUCUUUAUAAGGUUUACUUAACUUAAAAACAGCUUUUAAAACAACCUUUUAUCUUCUGUCUUGCUAUCAUUGUUCCUACUUCCCUAGGAAGCCCUGGCUACCUUUGGCAUUAGGACCAGUCUGGGUUUUAAGGCUCUGGGAAGCAGGGUUGGUUAGUAAAGACAGGAAUGUGGGGGAGAGGUGAGUAGUUCCUUCCUCUUUCUCCUCUCCAAUUUAUGCUUUUAACUUAUUUUCUACCUGGAUAAACUUCUGGAACUUGGCUUUUAAAUUUAACUUUUCUAGUUUUUAAGCAGUUUCCACCUUGCUUUGGUCUAAUGCUUUUCUUUGAAAUGCUAACAGAAUUCCCAAGCUUUUUCCAGUUCUAGAUAUCUUUACUAGACCUUUGGGGGACUCUUAUAAUGGAGCUGCUUUCGAAAAGCACUUUAAUUAGAUAAUGUAUUUUGACUAAAUCACGAGGAUGCACAGUGAGAGCUUCUAGCUGAUCUCAGAGGACCAGAGUGACUGAGGGUAAAGUGUCUCACAGCCCAUGCUGAAUUUUCUGCAUUUUAAACUGAUACUGCAGUCAUUGGAGAGAGAGCUCCUCAUUUCUCGAAUGAAAGAUGAGAUAUAUUCAUCCUCAUGUACCACAUCUGUCUUAGUGUUUGCGUCUGGGGUGUGUUAUCAAACAGAGCAUGGUCUACAUCCCACUGUGUCAACCAGAAGAACCAAGUGUUAUCUCAAUUGGUCCAGUGUUUCUCCAGGCUGGGGACUGUUAAGGGCUCUAAGGGAAUGUAGACAGAGUCUCCCUGUUAUUCUGACUUCCUGCUUGAUGAGCUUUCAGUUCCUGUUUUUGCUAUUGUUUCCUAAGUUUGACCUACAUAUUACAUGGGUGUAGUGUGUUGAGGCUUUUCAAAGAAGGGUCUAGUGAGCUAAGUUUCAUCUUCUGGUACUCAUUGAUCCAAACUGACCUUUCUAUUCUCAUAAGCGUUUCUACCCAAAGUUGUGUGUGGAAGGAGUGUAUAGCAGAGAGGAAAUCCCUUUCAACAGAGUCAGCUGCUAACUGAUUUCCUAUAAGCACACUGGAUUAAGGGCAGCUACAAUGGUUUCUAUUGUAUGUAUGAACCGAAUGGAGGAAUGUUUUCAAAGAUUGAUUUGGUGUGGAUUGCAAUUGUAAUGGAAGGCAUAACUUGGGAUCCCGGGUUGUAACUUGCUCUUUUGUUUCCCACCCCCCUGACAUGUAUGUGUGCUUUAAUAAAGCUUUCUCACUUGUCAAA